Messenger RNA from Durusdinium trenchii, 1064 nucleotides. Lineage: Eukaryota; Dinophyceae; Suessiales; Symbiodiniaceae. The record is from the annotation of a GenBank genome assembly.
AGCUUGCCUUGCUCGAGCGAAGAGAGCUCGAAGCUCUGGUGCUGUGAGAGGUGAGAGGAAGUGUAGCCGCUUGCCAUGGGACUCUCCGUCUCCUCGCGAAAACCACGAAUCUUGGUGCAAAGGAUCGAGCGCGGUCAUUGUGGGACUGGAUAGCGCAGGGAAGACUACCUUGCUCUACAAGAUGUCGCGAAACGUGGACACGACAAUCCCCACCAUCGGCUUCAACGUGGAGAAGGCCACGUUGAAGUUUGACAAUAUGGAGCUCAUUAGUGUGGAUGCAUGGGAUGUUGGUGGCCGCGAUAAGAUCCGACCAUUGUGGCGACACUUCUACAAAGACAAAGAUGCCGUGAUCUUUGUGGUGGACAGCAACGAUCGCGAGCGCUUGGGUGAGGCGGCGGACCAGCUUUUGAGUAUGUCACAGGAAGAGCUGCUUGCAGGGAAGCCGAUUUUGAUCUUUGCCAACAAGCAGGACCAUCCCCAUGCUGCAAAAGCUUCUGAACUUGUGGAGAAACUCGAACUCCACCGCCUUCGCCAUGCAAAGUGGCAUUUGCAGGAAAGUGCUUUUCUGGAAGGCAAAGGCAUCACGGAAGGCCUUCAGUGGUUGAUGGCAACCCUGCAUGGAGCGCCGAUCUCUUCGGGCCUGCCGAAGACAAAGGAGUCGCCGAAGGACUUGGAUGAGGUCUCCACCAGCGCCGGCUCGGAUGUCUCGACCUUGUAGACGGCGAAAGCGAGCAGAGCAAGCAGAUAUUCAGAUGGCUUGACAGGCGAGUGCCUUGUGCAGAGUGUGCUCGCGGCGAUGUACAGCGACCGCCUGGACUGAGUGAGCCUGCACCAGCAGGUCUCUGAGCAGCUUUCCAAAAGAGAAGGGACUGUUGUGAGCGUGUGAUUUUCUAGUGUGACCCAUUUUUAAGAUGAUAUUCCAAAAGGAUGUUAUCUUCAGAUGUCAUCUUAAGGUAACUUCAUUUUGUGAGGUGCAGACAACAUAUCUCAAGUCCUGAGAUUAGCGCUUUUGCACUGCCUUGACAUAUGAAUUGCAUACAUUAUGAUAAGUUUCAUAUGUUUGC